Gavia stellata (red-throated loon) is the source of this 1719-nucleotide messenger RNA. RefSeq names its product CD96 molecule (gene CD96). The transcript is spliced from 14 exons. Gene Ontology annotation, biological process: cell-matrix adhesion; inflammatory response. Bases 1 to 1719 code for a protein of 572 amino acids. The record is from RefSeq and is a predicted model, not a curated record. NCBI's taxonomy places the organism in Eukaryota, Metazoa, Chordata, Aves, Gaviiformes, Gaviidae.
AUGGAAAAAAGGUGGCUCUUCCCCCUCUUCUGUUUGUUCUCAGUGCCCAGCAUUGCAGGCCAGCCUGAAGAUGUCAUUACACAAACAGAAGUUGUCCGUGCUUUGCCAGGUACUGACGUGACGCUGGUGUGCAGCUUCCGAAAACCACACACCACCUACAUAAUUCAGACACAGUGGUCCAAGACUGAUGACACGCAGCUUACCAGAAUAGCUGUUUAUCACCCCGUUUAUGGCACCCAUUACUUCACGUUUCCUGAGGCUUCUUACAACUUUUCAGUGUCCUUCAGCAUAAGGAAGUGCUGCAACUGGGAUGGUACAGGGACUUUGUGUUCCCCUGAUCCAAAUGUCACAUCUGAGUGCAGUCAGUGGGCUCUGCAUCUGAAAAACGUUACCGUCUCCCUUAGCGGGCAGUACGAGUGCAGUUUUGCUACCUACCCGUAUGGGGCAAAGGCUGCAAAAAUUCAACUUAUUGUCAAGGCAGAAGAGGAGCAGCACUACGUGAAGAAGGUGCAGUUAAACCAGACUUUAGAAAUUCCGUGCCUUGAGGACACAACCUCAGAAAAUUUGUCCAAUUAUCCUUUGAAAUGGCUAGUGGGGGAAAAUGGCAGGAAAGAGGAACUUGUGACCAAGGAGCCCUCCUGCCCUGCAGUGUACAGGAACGGCAGCACGCUGUACGGGCAAAGAGUCCGCCUGGGUUUGAAUAAUGCUCUAAAGAUUUUCCCCACCAAAAUCACGGACGAUGGCAGGGUGUUUUCCUGCCACGUGAUGUACCAUCCAGAGAGAGUCCAGAAGAGCAGCACCACUGUGAGAGUAUUCGCCUACCCUGAGAUCUCCGUCAGCCUGCAGGAGGGCUCCGUGGGCACCCCGCAGAAGCCUAACGUGAGCUGCGUCGUGAGGAAGGCAUUUCCCAAGCCGACCCUCCUGUGGUGCGUGGACGGAGCGAGCCUGACGGAGCAGCCUGGAGAAAUUUCUGUUGAACAAGAAGACUCGCAAGACAGUGAAGGUUUCUAUCAGCUGAGAUCAACGCUGACAUUGCAAGGGACCCACCAGACACAUAAGACGUUCUCAUGUGCAUGUCUGUUUUCCUUUUUCGGGAAUAAAACAUGGAAUAUUUCAUCAGAAGUAAUAUUUGUUUCCCUCGACAAUAGGCGUAAUGAAGCCUCAUCCGAAGAUUUUACCACCAUGGCUUCAGAAGACCUUGGAAAUUCAGCACUUCCAUCAGCUGUCAUGACUACCUCAGAGUAUCAGUCGACAUCUUUGGCCUCUCUGGAUUUCAAAAGUCAAGUAAGCUUGGCUCCCGCUUCCACGACACAAGAUUUGAAUGAUUCCACCACUAAAUCCCCGCAAAGCUUCAGGAAUGCCACGCGCUCCUCCGAGAAUACAACCCUAGCGCAUCGUAACCUGUCCUUCAGCAUCACAGACCAGCCAAUUUCAGUUACCAAGGGGAAAGAUUUCUUUACUACCAGCAGUCUGCUCAAUAGUACUGGCAGUACGAGGAACACGAAAGCCAGUCGCUUCUCCUGGCCAACAGUGGUAGCCGUCCUGCUCCUCUUCUGCAGUUUUCUAAUAGCUUUAGGCAUCAGGAAAUGGUGUCAGUACCAGAAAGAGAUUAGGAACAGACCUCCUUCUUUCAAGCCACCCCCACCUCCGAUAAAGUACACCUCCAUGGUGGAGUCCGAUGGGACUUCCCCAUCCUACCACGAACUGGAAAACCUGUAA